AUGUCAGUAGCUAUGUAUGCUGAAAAGUUUGAAGACAUGGUUGCUUACUCUAGACAAGUUGCUUAUGUAGCACAUGAUAAGUGGAAGAUUGACAAGUUUCUGUUUGGUUUAAAGGGUGAAAUAUCUUAUAGUUUAGCUCAGAGAGAAUUCACUAUUUUAAAGAAAGUUCAGGAAGAAAGAGAUCAGUAUAGGGUUAGUCAAAAGGACCCGGGAAGACAAAGUCAUCAGUUUAGGCCUAGACCUCGACCUUUUAAAGGAAAGCCAAUGCAAAAUAUAGGAUCUACCCCUCCUCCUAUUUAUCGUAAGUGUAAUAAGAAUCAUUAUGGAAGUUGUGUCGUCGGAGGAAUGAGAUGUUAUCAAUGCCAAGGGAUGGGUCAUAUGGCUAGGGUUUAUCCUCAAAAUAGGACUCUGAUUCAUGGAAAGAGUAUCGGUCUGGUUUAUAAUUUGGAUGCAAGGAAGGCUAAGGGUAACAAUGCUUUGAUUGCUGAAACACACUAUUUUGUAUUGAUUCAAUGUAUGAAGCGUCUUAGUUUGCAAGCAAUUCGUUUAUAUCCUCCUAUGGUGGUUACUACCACCAUGGAUGAUGUUGUUGAGACACCAUUGAUUUUUGAAAAUUGUUCGCUGUCAGUAAAUGAGAAGUUAAUUAGCAUUCCAUCAAGUGAAGCUACUCCAAAGGAUGUAUUAACUAAUAUUUUGGAAGGUAUUGUUGGCAUGGUUAAUUUCUUGUUCGAGAAGGAAAAAUUUGUUCUCUUGGUUCUCACCAAGGAAUUAAGUGACGAUCUGAAGGUUGCACAAAUUCCUGUAGUUUGUGAAUUUCCAGAAGUUUUCCCCGAGGAUGUCACUUCUCUUCCUCCUGAAAGGGAAGUGGAGUUCUCUAUUGAUAUGAUACCUGGGACGACCCCAAUCUCCAUUUCUCUGUAUCGUAUGCCACCACUCGAGCUGAGAGAGUUAAAUAAUCAAUUGGAAGGGUUGUUAACCAAGCAUUUCAUUCGACCUAGUGUCUCACCAUGA
Lathyrus oleraceus (garden pea) is the source of this 1011-nucleotide messenger RNA. RefSeq lists its product as uncharacterized. NCBI's taxonomy places the organism in Eukaryota, Viridiplantae, Streptophyta, Magnoliopsida, Fabales, Fabaceae. Bases 1 to 1011 code for a protein of 336 amino acids. The transcript is spliced from 4 exons. The record is from RefSeq and is a predicted model, not a curated record.